Molecule: messenger RNA, 1236 nt
Organism: Botrytis sinoallii
Lineage: Eukaryota; Fungi; Ascomycota; Leotiomycetes; Helotiales; Sclerotiniaceae
Exons: 2
Coding region: 1-1236 (411 amino acids)
Source: RefSeq, a predicted model, not a curated record
AUGUUGUCGUACAAAGAUAGCAAUUAUAGAAGAAGAAACUGGGGUGUGAGUAGUGGGGCUCGUGGGGGCUUCAGGCAAGGCUCAGCGUCUCAUGUUCUUCCGCCAGUAUCGGAUAAGCCGUUUGGACCAGAGAUCGACAGCAUCAAUAUAUCAAAUCUGUUGAUUGAAGAAGAUGCUCCCAUAAUUGAAAAUGUCAACUAUGUCGCUUCUUACAACUGGGUCGAUGGAAAAAGUCCCAUAAUUCUUGUACCAGGUUCCCCUCCAGCUUGGUCUCCUCCCACUCAAGAUGAGAAGCUUCCUGAAGAUAGUGGAGCUGUAUAUCGCGAUAUCAACGCUGCUCGAUAUCCUAAUUAUCCCAUGGAGCCUGUCGUUCGAUCACUUUUGGCUCUUAAACCGGAUUUCAAGCUGCAGGAUGUAGAUUUGGUGGCAUGCGGGUCUACAAUUGGAAAUCUACUACGAUUUGCAGGCUCGUUGGAUAUGCCAUUCCGAUUUGAUGCAGAUCUCGUCGGAGACACCGUUUUCUUCAUCCGAAAAGGAAAAAGUCCGACAGAAACCAUUGAGGACCUCCGAGGUUACGGUCAUACAUUUCCGGAACGAUAUACUACAUGGGACAGAGAUGUUGGUGGCUCUUGCUCACAUCAGCGGAUAAUUGAGUAUGAUUUUGCGGAUCUUCAUCUUUUGGUUCGUAGCGAGACUGAUGGGUAUCUUAAGAAGCAAGAGCCACAUGCAACUACCUCGUCAGGAUCAGAGGAGAAUGUACAGGCAUCGAUCGAUCAAUCAUUCGCCAAGUUGGAAGUAGGUAACACCACGGCGGUAUCCGAUAGUUCGAAGCUGGAACUGCGAAUGCAAGGCGUCAAAAAGUCCCAGAGUCAGAUUUUUGAUAUGAAGACUCGACGUCACUUAAAAACCUUUGACAUGGAAGAGAUUCUUCCUCGACUUUGGGUUAAUCAGACUCCCAACUUCUUGAUUGCCUAUCACAAAUCUGGACUCUUCGACAACCCGCAAGUAUCGAACGUUAAGGACAAGGUCCUAGAAUGGGAAAAAGAACAUGCUACUUUGUUGAGCAAGUUCCAUGUUCUUCUAAAGAGAAUUUUAGAAGUCAUAAAAGAUUCCAAAGAUGAUCGUGUGGAGAUUAGUUGGGACGGUAAGGGUCCACUGCGUGUGACGAAACAAAUUGGAGAAGGAAAUCGAGUUCUCCCAUCGGAUUUGUUGCAAAAAUGGGACGACUUUGAUUAG